Molecule: messenger RNA, 1746 nt
Organism: Dovyalis caffra
Lineage: Eukaryota; Viridiplantae; Streptophyta; Magnoliopsida; Malpighiales; Salicaceae
Source: the annotation of a GenBank genome assembly
AUGGCUAAUCAUGUCAGAAGCAACACCAGGAUCUCCCUUGCCAUGGAGAGAACUGGCCAAUGGGUUUUUUCUCAAGAUAUUCCUACUGAUGUUGUGGUUGUAGUAUGUGAAGCCAGUUUCUCUCUUCAUAAGUUCAUGCUAGUGGCAAAGAGCAACUUCAUAAGAAAACUAAUCCUGGAAUCAAAAGUACCAGACCUGACGAGGAUCAAUCUGUCUGACAUACCUGGAGGACCUGAGAUCUUCGAAAAAGCAGCAAAAUUCUGCUAUGGUGUUAACUUCGAGAUCACAGUUCACAACAUAGCAGCCCUUCGUUGCGCUGCUGAGUAUCUUGAAAUGACUGACAUGUAUUGUGAUAACAAUCUUGCUGGUCGGACAGAAGAUUUCCUUGCUCAAGUAGCCCUAUCGACCCUUUCUGGAGCCAUUGUUGUAUUAAAAUCCUGUGAAGAUCUCCUUCCCUUGGCUGAAGACCUCAAAAUUGUCCAAAGAUGUAUCGAUGUCAUCAGCCUCAAGGUUUGUAAUGAGGCAAACUUUCCAAGCAAAACACCACCAAAUUGGUGGGCUGAGGAGCUAUCGAUUUUAGACAUUGAAUUCAUAGGCAGAAUCCUGUCUGGAAUGAAGAAACGCGGCACGAAAGCACUAACUUUAGCGAGUGCUUUAAUAACUUACACGGAAAGAAAUCUCCGAGAUCUUGUUCGAGAUCACUCCGGCAGCUGCACUAAGUCCUCCGAUCCUGAUGACCGUGAUAUGUUUGCCCGCCAACGCGAGCUUCUACAAUCUAUAGUCUCUCUGUUGCCCUCGGAGAAAGCCGCCUUUCCUAUCAACUUCCUCUGCUGCCUUCUCCGGACUGCUAUCUUCGUCAAGGCCUCACAUUCUUGCAAGAAUGAGCUCGAGACGCGAAUCUCUGUGAUAUUAGAGCACGUCACGGUUGAUGAUCUACUGAUCAUGUCUUUCACUUAUGAUGGCGAGAGACUUUUUGAUCUGGAUAGCGUCAGGACGAUCAUAUCAGGAUUCAUGGAGAAGGAGAAGACUAUGGCCGUCUUUAGUGGUGGUGAUUUUAAGGAAUCACAAUCUGCAGCUAUGCUAAAAGUUGCAAAAACUGUAGACUCUUAUCUUGGUGAGAUUGCAACCCAUCCAGAACUCACCAUUUCCAAAUUCAAUGGGAUCGCGAUUCUUGUGCCGAAAGGAGCCAGGAAGGUCGAUGAUGAUGUCUAUCGUGCCAUCGACAUCUAUCUAAAGGCUCAUCCGAAUCUCGAUGAGAUAGAACGAGAGAAGGUUUGCAGUGUUAUGGACCCAUUGAAACUCUCCUAUGAAGCUCGACUCCAUGCUUCCCAAAACAAAAGAUUACCAGUACAGAUUGUCCUGCACGCACUUUACUAUGAUCAGCUUAAACUAAGGAGCGGUGCAGAUGAUCAGCCUGAUGCUUCUGCAACAAGGAGCCAAUUGCAAUCUGAUGUUUCACUUAUAAGAGAGAAUGAGGCCUUGCGGUCAGAGCUUAUAAAGAUGAAGCUUUUCAUCUCGGACAUCCAGAAGAAUCAAGGGAGUUCAGCUAAUAAGGGUAUUGCUGCUGCUGCUGCUGCUCCUACCCAGUCCACUGGGUAUCGAAAACAUUCGUUCUUCUCGUCCAUGUCGAAAACUUUGGGGAAGCUGAAUCCUUUCAAGCAUGGAUCUAAGGAUACUUCUCACAUUGAUGAUAAUAUUUGCGCGGAUAUUACCAAGCCUAGGAGGAGAAGGUUCUCCGUUUCUUAG